CUGUUUUGGGGAGGGUUUGUUUUCACUGAGUGAGGCACCUGGAAGGCAUGCCGAAGGUGGAACCAGUUUGUUUGCUUUGGGGAGGGUAUGCUUUCGCUGAGUGAGGCAAGGGGUAGGCAGUCCUACAGGAGUACGGAACAGCAUGGACUGCUAACACUGUCACAACUUUCUCACAUCGGUGGUAAAACUCCUCGGUGGCAGAGUAACAAGAAACUGCAUGGUCAAAACAACCCAAUGGAGACUAAGAUUUAGACAGAAGAGCUUUUCAUAAAGGAUCAUGCCUGGUGUCCGCAGCGGGAGGAGGCUCUCUGAUGGGCUGAUGCUGGAGCAAUCAGAGGAAGGACAAUUGGUCGUUUCCAGUGUUGACGAUGGCUCCUUGGCCAAUCAGGGGCUGAAAGAAGGAGAUGAAAUUGUGGGUGCCACAAUCAACUUUGACCAACUUUCGAAAGACGACGUGUUGAAAAUACUGAGGUUGAUGGAUGAUAAUGGAUUUGAUGAGAAGGUUCAAGUUCUGACGAAAAAUAAUUUGCGCAAGAGUAUGGGGACCUUGGACAGCAUCAAAGCACCAGAGGAGAUGUUGAAGGAUUCCUAUAACAGACUCAAUGCCAAAAUAAAGAAGUUCAUGAAGGAGGACAGCUCUGGACAACCUACAGCUUCUGGGGAAAGAUGCUCUCCUAAUGCGCAGGUACCGAGACCUCUCUGGGCCAAGCCUGAUGUCAGAGGAACAGACUCUACAGUGACUCUCAAUACUCCUGGUGGAGAACUUUCGUUGCCUAAUGCCAACAUGAGUACAAGGGAUCUCUUCCUAGCUCAAUUGAAUGGGUCUAUAGAGGCUGAUCCUGAUGUCAAUAUCUCCAAUUUACCUUCAGUAGACCUUAAAGGUUCCAAAAUAGAUUUAGAAUUGCCAAAUUCAGACAUUGGCAUCCCAUCUGGGAAGAUCAAAACACCAAGUCUUGGUAGGGCUGACUUUGCUAUAUCUGGACCAAGAUUUAGGAAUCCAGACCUGGACCUCUCAGUGGAUGAGAUGUGUGUAUCAGAUAUCAGUUUGCCUGACCUCAAUAGUCCAGAUAUUGACAUACCCCCAGGUAAAUUCAAACUAACGAAACCACAUGCAGAACUCAAAGCUUCUGAUUUCGAUGUGAAUGCCCCCUCUGGUAAACUGAAGAUGCCCAAAUUUGAUAAUGAUGUAAAAACACCAAAGCUAAUUCUCAAAGCUCCCACGAUAAAAGGUGGACUUGAUGCACCUGACUUGGACUUACCCAAAGUCGACCUGAAAUCACCUAAAUUAGAUGUAAACACUCCAGAUAUUGACAUUGAUUCACCCACAGGGAAAUUGAAAAUGCCCAAAUUGAAAAUGUCAACAUUUGGAAUGAAGGGGCCACAUAUUGACAAACAUGGAGAUAUAGAGGGACCAGACCUGAACUUGUCAUCUCCCCAACUCAAGGGUCCCAAAGCAGACCUCAACAUUCCAGAUGCUGAUAUUGGCCGCCCAUCAGGAAAAUUCAAAAUGCCAACUUUCAAGAUGCCAGAUUUAGGUUCCUCUGGACCAAAAGUUAAGGGGCCUGACUUUGAUCUUUCAGCCCCCAAGUUUAAAGCUGGGAUUGAUGCCCCUGACAUGGAUUUACCAGACAUGGACCUCAAAGCCCCUAAAUUAGAUGUAAACUCUCCAGAUAUUGACAUUGAUUCACCCACAGGGAAAUUGAAAAUGCCCAAAUUGAAAAUGUCAACAUUUGGAAUGAAGGGGCCACAUAUUGACAAACAUGGAGAUAUAGAGGGACCAGACCUGAACUUGUCAUCUCCCCAACUCAAGGGUCCCAAAGCAGACCUCAACAUUCCAGAUGCUGAUAUUGGCCGCCCAUCAGGAAAAUUCAAAAUGCCAACUUUCAAGAUGCCAGAUUUAGGUUCCUCUGGACCAAAAGUUAAGGGGCCUGACUUUGAUCUUUCAGCCCCCAAGUUUAAAGCUGGGAUUGAUGCCCCUGACAUGGAUUUACCAGACAUGGACCUCAAAGCCCCUAAAUUAGAUGUAAACACUCCAGAUAUUGACAUUGAUUCACCCACAGGGAAAUUGAAAAUGCCCAAAUUGAAAAUGUCAACAUUUGGAAUGAAGGGGCCACAUAUUGACAAACAUGGAGAUAUAGAGGGACCAGACCUGAACUUGUCAUCUCCCAACUCAAGGGUCCCAAAGCAGACCUCAACAUUCCAGAUGCUGAUAUUGGCCGCCCAUCAGGAAAAUUCAAAAUGCCAACUUUCAAGAUGCCAGAUUUAG
Molecule: messenger RNA, 2266 nt
Organism: Oncorhynchus tshawytscha (Chinook salmon)
Lineage: Eukaryota; Metazoa; Chordata; Actinopteri; Salmoniformes; Salmonidae
Product: neuroblast differentiation-associated protein AHNAK-like
Exons: 5
Coding region: 278-2266 (662 amino acids)
Biological process (GO): regulation of RNA splicing
Cellular component (GO): nucleus; cytoplasm
Source: RefSeq, a predicted model, not a curated record